Messenger RNA from Gossypium raimondii (Peruvian cotton), 2441 nucleotides. RefSeq names its product LRR receptor-like serine/threonine-protein kinase RGI5. Gene Ontology annotation, molecular function: protein kinase activity; ATP binding; protein binding. The record is from RefSeq and is a predicted model, not a curated record. Lineage: Eukaryota; Viridiplantae; Streptophyta; Magnoliopsida; Malvales; Malvaceae. Gene Ontology annotation, biological process: protein phosphorylation. Gene Ontology annotation, cellular component: membrane. The transcript has 4 exons. The coding region runs from base 213 to 2255 and encodes 680 amino acids.
UUAAUAUCCUUCCUAUGGUUGAAAUUUCAUUACAUCCCAUUUCUUGAAAAUCAAACCUAAUAAAACCGAAACAGAUGGCUAGCUGUCUUCAUCAUAACACCUCCCAUAUUUCUUUAUCAACCCGGGGACUUGAUUUGUAAUGGGCUGUUGUCUUUGAGCUUACUUUUGUUAUUAAUCGAAGAAACACUGCAAGAUUUCAGCCUAGGGAAAAGAUGGGUAUCCUUCAGUUUCUGUUCUUUUUCUUUCUUUUGUUCACACUCUACACUCCAAUGUCGGUUCAUGCGAACACAGAGCUUAGAUCUCUAAUGGAACUGAAGGCUUCUUUAGACCCAACAAACAAGGUCCUCGAUUCAUGGAAAAGCGAUGGUGACCCUUGCAGCGGUUCCUUUGUCGGUGUGGCUUGUAAUGAGCACCGUAAGGUGGCUAACAUUUCGUUACAGGGAAAGGGCCUUUCUGGUCAAGUCUCGCCUGCUAUUGCGGGGCUCAAAUGUCUCUCUGGUUUGUACUUGCAUUACAAUUCUCUGUCUGGGGAGAUACCUAAAGAACUCUCCGAUCUUCAAGAGUUAACUGAUCUUUAUCUUAAUGAUAAUAAUCUGUCCGGCACCAUUCCUCCACAUAUUGGUAACAUGGCUGCUUUACAAGUUGUGGAUUUAUGUUGCAAUCAGUUGACAGGGAAUAUACCUACAGAGAUAGGGGAUUUGAAGGGAUUAAGUGUUCUUUCUUUGCAACGAAAUAGACUAGAUGGUAAAAUUCCAGCUAGCUUAGGGAACUUGGUAAUGUUAAGAAGACUUGAUUUGAGCUACAAUCGUCUCUUUGGUGAAAUUCCUACAACAUUAGCUAAUAUUCUACAAUUGGAAACUCUAGAUGUUCGAAACAAUACGCUAUACGGAAACGUCCCUUCAGGUCUUAAGAGAUUAAAUGGAGGGUUCCUUGGUGACAACAAUAGAGGUCUAUGUGGAACAGGCUUUCCAACAUUGAGAGUCUGUUCACGUUUUGACAAUAUGAACAUCAACCAGCUUGAACCUUUCCAAUCUGAUCUGAAUGACACGGUUCCAGGGGUUAACUCGCAUAUAGUACAUAACCAAGGAUAUUGCAACCACACUCAUUGCUCGAAUCCGCUGAGAUUCCCGAAAUUACCUAUUAUUACAGGGAUUAUUACAGUCGGUUUCGUUUUUAUGUUUGCUGUAUUUCUUGCAAUUUUCCACUACCGUAGGAAGAAACAAAAGAUUGGAAACACAUGUGAAUCUUCUGAUGGGCGCCUUAGCACUGACCACCAAGCAAAGGAACUUCAAAGGAAUGGAAGUGUUUCUCCGCUUGUAACACUCGAAUAUUCAUAUGGAUGGGAUCCAUUAGGUGAUGGAUGGGACAACAUUGGAUUUUCCAAGGAACAUUUAGAUAAGUUCAGAUUCAAUCUAGAAGAAGUCGAGUCCGCAACUCGGUGCUUUUCCGAGUUAAACUUACUAGGAAAGACCAAUUUCUCAUCAGUCUACAAAGGAGUACUGAGAGACGGUUCUGUUGUAGCCAUUAGGAGCAUAAACGUAACCAGCUGCAAAUCAGAAGAAGCAGAGUUUGUUAAAGGCUUGUACUUGCUAACCUCCUUGAGACAUGAAAACCUCGUUAGGCUUCGAGGGUUUUGUUGUUCAAAGGGCAGAGGCGAAUGUUUUCUCAUUUAUGACUUUGCUUCUAAGGGAAACCUGUCUAAGUAUCUCGAUGUUGAAGAUGGAGGUGAACCGGUUCUUGACUGGCCAACAAGGAUUUCCAUCAUCAAUGGUAUAGCAACAGGUAUCGGAUAUUUGCAUAAAAGUGAAGUAAGCAAGCCACCCAUAGUCCACCGCAACAUAUCUGUAGAGAAAGUACUGAUUGACCACCAAUUCAGCCCAUUGAUCGCAGACUCUGGUCUCCAUAAGAUUCUUGCUGAUGACAUUGUGUACUCAGCUCUUAAAGUAAGUGCAGCCAUGGGUUACCUAGCACCAGAAUAUGUUACCACAGGCAGAUUUACAGAAAAGACUGACAUAUUUGCAUUUGGAGUGAUUAUUCUCCAAAUCCUGUCUGGUAAACUUCAACUCACAAGCUCAAUGCGAUUGGGAGCGGAAUGUAGCAGGUUUGAAGAUUUUGUUGACGCAAAUCUAAAAGGAGAAUUUUCGGAACCGAUGGCUGCUAAGCUGGGGGAAAUUGCACUUCGUUGCACCAAUCAACACCCUAACGAUAGACCAUGCAUGGAGACAAUAAUCAAAGAGCUAAAUGACAUUUCAUGAUUUCUUGAUGUACAUUCUUUUUUUUUUUUACCCACAAAGCGAUGAUAUGAUAGGAUCAAAGAGGUUUAUUACUGCUUUUGGUUGGUUGUUAAUGGUAUCAUUUCGACAUAAACUAGAACUAUCAGUUACCUACGCAAAUCGUUAAAAUUUUUAACGGUAUCAUAAUAUACUAUUAAUUUGUUACUA